Molecule: messenger RNA, 438 nt
Organism: Metarhizium brunneum ARSEF 3297
Lineage: Eukaryota; Fungi; Ascomycota; Sordariomycetes; Hypocreales; Clavicipitaceae
Source: RefSeq, a predicted model, not a curated record
AUGUCUGACGACGAGGCACCCACUCUUGUACCGGCGGAGGGCCAGGAAAGGGCAAGCAAGCCCCUUGGUAUGCGAAAAAAUGGUAUGCUGUGCUCCUCUGCCCUCACUUGUGAAGCGGAACGGCUUUGGACUCUGACACCCGCACGUUCAGGCAAGCAGUGGCAUGAACAGAAAAAGGCCUUUCGCCCAAGCAAGGGCUUGACCACAUUUGAGAAACGAGCGAAAGAAAGAGCCGCUAUGGCUCAAAUGAAGGCAAAGGAGAAGGAGAUGAAGGAGGAGAAGGAGACAAUGAGAAAGGAGAAGAUGGAAAAAAUCCGAGAAAAACGUGCCAAGAAGGAGGAAAAGGAGCGAUACGAGAAGAUGGCGGAGACGAUGCACCGCAAGCGCGUGGAGCGAUUGAAGAGAAAAGAGAAGCGCAACAAGCUUAUCAAUUCAUGA